AUGGCUCAAAACAAGAUUCUCUAUUCUGCAAAGCUCGACGAGAACAUGCAAAGAUCAGCCUACUUCAAAACAAACAAGAGAACUGUCAAAUCAAACAUCAUGCUUAAGUUUGUGACAAAAGCGAUGGAUAUCAAGCUUCGAGGUGAAGCCGAUUUCACGACUGCUCUUGAAGAUCCAAUCGAACUCUUGAAACGUAUUGAACGAUUCAUGAAGAAGAGUGCUGAUGGCUGA
Cylindrotheca closterium is the source of this 231-nucleotide messenger RNA. Lineage: Eukaryota; Bacillariophyta; Bacillariophyceae; Bacillariales; Bacillariaceae. The record is from the annotation of a GenBank genome assembly.